GCUUAACCGUAUCACCGUGGCAACUGGCAAAGGUGGGCCGUGCAACGGCGGCAACGACCUUUAAAGCCAGUGUCCCGUCCGCAUUCACUGCGAGCAGCGGUGCGUGCUGUUGGCGCCGAGCACACCUACGCCGUAAUUCACCACCACUUCAACGGAGCCUUUAAAGCCCGCAAAAGGCUCGCCGCGAGCAAGCAAACCCCGUACCCACGUACUCGCCCCUCCAUCCCUUUCCACACCGCUCUCUCCACCUCUCUCUCAUGGCGAGGCGGUCGGUGCAUCGGAGGCAGGAGUUCAGCUUCGCGGGGGACUCGCCGACGCCGUCGCCGUCGCGGGGCGCGCUGCCUCCCCGGCCGCCGGUGGCGGCGACGGCGAACCCGAUGGCGCCGCGCGCGGGGGAGGAGGACUUCCGCUGGCUGCAGGCGUCGGGGCAAGGCUCGCCCGAGUCCGGCUCCGGCUCCGGCACGCCGUCGCCGCAGCUCUGGGCGCACCGCGAGCAGGACCACCACCACGACCGGCUCUACCCGGCCUCCGCCGGGAGCUCCCCGUCGCGCGCGCAGGCCAUCGCCGGCUACCGCCGCGAGAUGCUCGACCUCGUCCGCGGCCUCCCCGAGGCCGCCUACGAGCUCUCUCUCCGCGACAUCGUCGAGUCCCGGCCAUCCCCGCUCCCUCCUCCUCCACCACCACCACCGCCACCCCCGACCCAACCGUACGCCGUCGCUAUGCAAGAACGAGGAGGCGGCGAGCCCAAGAAGGACGUCCCUGCGGCAGCCAUAGACAACGACGAGGCCAAGAAACCGAGCGACAGCGGUGGCAAGAAACAGGGGAAGGCAAGAAAGCAGAGGACGAUGGGGAGGACGCGAAGCCGGAGCAUGGAGCGCAGCGUGAGCCUGGACACCGGCCUGCUCAUCAAGCUCUUCCUGCCGCUCUCCGGCGGCCGGAAGAAGAAGGUGUCGCCCAAGCCCGCCGCGGUCGCCCCCGCCAAGGACGGCAGGAAGAAGACCAAGACGAAGAAGAAGAAGAAGCAGGGGAAGAAGGAGGAGGAGGAGGAGUGGUGGAAGAAGAGCGAGUUCAGCCAGGCGGGCAGCAGCAGCGGCAGCAGCAACAGCAGCGCCAGCAGGAACAGUGGAAUUGGAAUUGGAAAUGGAAAUGGCGGCAGCGAUCCAAAAGCUCCGACCAGGAGUAGGAGCAGAAAGAGAAUCGGGUGCUAUGGUUUCUUCGGGGCAAACAAGGGCAAAAAUGGGGUCAUCCAGGAAUAAAACUAGGCAAUUGCCAAGACCACGCGAUCAGCUAAUAUGAACACCGGCAUGGCGAUCCUAACGACAAUCGCUGCACACCUGCUCAUGCAUGCACAGAAAUGGAGCUCAUGGAAUGGAAGCAAAAGGACUCGACGUGCAUGCCUAUAAACUGGUGCAAGAUCAUGAUGUGACCACUGCCCGUGCACAGGACAGGUGGAUACAUCUUGCCCAUGGAGAGGGCAGAUGAGAUCCAACAAUGGUAGCACUGAAGUCUUGACUUUGUCACAUGUGUUGUGCUUCUUUCUCUUUAUUUUGGAGGAAUAUAUGUUGUAUUCUCUCAGACAGUCACAUCUCUAGCUUGUACUAUCCCUUGUUUGUACAUGUUUUUAUACAGUCCUUUUUUUGUUUUUUGUCUGUAGUAGUCAAACAGAAACAAACGAUUCACAGAUAAGUGUGGAGGAUGAUGAUGCUCCAUGGCACUUGUUUAGUUUUCUUCUC
Molecule: messenger RNA, 1733 nt
Organism: Triticum aestivum (bread wheat)
Lineage: Eukaryota; Viridiplantae; Streptophyta; Magnoliopsida; Poales; Poaceae
Product: atherin
Exons: 2
Coding region: 258-1256 (332 amino acids)
Source: RefSeq, a predicted model, not a curated record